Molecule: messenger RNA, 890 nt
Organism: Paramecium sonneborni
Lineage: Eukaryota; Ciliophora; Oligohymenophorea; Peniculida; Parameciidae
Source: the annotation of a GenBank genome assembly
AUGAAUUAAAGUGAAGUUAAGGAAGAAAAUUCACCUCAUAAUUCAGAAUAGGCAUCUUAAAAUAUUUCUUAAUUUUUGUAACGUGAUUAUUAUGAGAAAUUCAAACUUGGUUAGAACCUUUAUGAAUAAUCAAUUACUUUAUCGAGAUUAUCAUUAGGAGAAAAGACUAGUGAAGAUUAUAAUAAUAAUACUUGCAUAGGUUUGUUACAUAUAUAAGAACGUUUGACGGAUGAGAUUUGUAAAAACCAAGUAAAUAAUUGACUACAAUUAGCUAGUUGUUAGAGAGUAAAGUAGCAUAACUUACUAAGGAUUUGUAAGCAGCUAUGGAGCAUACAGCAAUUCUUUAAAAAUAAAAUGAGAAUUAUGUGCAAAUGUUGUAAGAAGCAAACAUGAAAUUGUAAAAAUAGAUUAGGAAUUAUGAAAUAGAAAAAAUUUUAAACAAGUAACUAAUGAAAAAAAAUUAGGAAUUACAAGAAGUAAACAAGUAUAAUCUUAAUCUAAUUAGUAAUUAUUAAAAAUAAGUAUAAAGUUUUGAAAAGAUAAAAUAAUUACAGAACUUUUAAGACUGCAAAAAUAUUAUAUUAUCAAAAUGCCAUUAAAAAUCGAAUUAGUCAAUUUGUUCUUCAAAUAGGAAUAAAGAUAAGUAAAAUCAAGGCAAUACUGAAGAAUCCACAGUAAAGGAUUCUUCUUUUAGCGAAAUGAAAUCGAAUGAUAUUUAUAGGUUUGCAGAUUCCGCUCAACAAUUUUACAAAUGCUAAAAUAAUUUUUGGUCUCCUACCAAAUAAUCUUCUCCUAAAGCUGAAAAUGUGUAUCUAAUAAAAAAUAUUGAUUUUGCUUUAGCAUAAAUCAGACUUAUUAAAUAAUAAAUUCAAAAAUUAAAUAAAAAAUGA